Messenger RNA from Fopius arisanus, 1728 nucleotides. It is a transcript of the gene Gpdh1, whose product is annotated as Glycerol-3-phosphate dehydrogenase 1. The record is from RefSeq and is a predicted model, not a curated record. NCBI's taxonomy places the organism in Eukaryota, Metazoa, Arthropoda, Insecta, Hymenoptera, Braconidae. Bases 105 to 1157 code for a protein of 350 amino acids. Gene Ontology annotation, molecular function: protein homodimerization activity; glycerol-3-phosphate dehydrogenase [NAD(P)+] activity; NAD binding. The transcript has 7 exons. Gene Ontology annotation, biological process: glycerol-3-phosphate catabolic process; carbohydrate metabolic process. Gene Ontology annotation, cellular component: cytosol; glycerol-3-phosphate dehydrogenase (FAD) complex.
CGCUGCUCCAGUCGCUCGUCACCCUCGAAAUCGACCGGAUUGCCUUUUCCUCGACGACGAGUCUCCGGGUAUAUUCGCAUUAAUUAAUUCGCUUAUCAACAAUAAUGGCGACCAAAUACCAGGUCUGCAUCAUUGGCUCUGGAAACUGGGGCUCAGCCAUAGCGAAAAUCAUCGGUGCAAAUGCCAAAAAUCUGGAGAAUUUCGAGGACCGAGUGACGAUGUAUGUCUACGAGGAGAUGAUAGAAGGGAAAAAACUCACGGAAAUCAUCAACGAGAGCCACGAGAACGUCAAGUAUCUACCAGGGCAUAAAAUUCCGGAGAACGUCGUUGCAGUCCCUGACGUUGUGGAAGCAGCAGCUAAUGCUGAUAUCCUAGUCUUCGUCGUUCCCCAUCAAUUCAUUCGCCGGAUAUGCAGCACAUUGCUGGGAAAAAUAAAACCAACAGCUGUUGGUUUAUCUCUCAUUAAGGGUUUCGAUAAAAAAGAUGGUGGUGGCAUUGAAUUGAUCUCCCACAUAAUAGCUGCGGAGCUCAAUUUACCCAUGGCUGUCCUCAUGGGGGCCAAUUUGGCAUCUGAAGUCGCUGAUGAGAUGUUCUGUGAAACAACAAUAGGCUGCAAGGACAAGGCCGUUGGUACGGUACUGCGAGAUAUGAUUCAGACAUCAUUUUUCCGAGUCGUUGUCGUUGAUGACGUGGAUUCGGUCGAGUGCUGCGGAGCCCUGAAGAAUAUUGUAGCAUGUGGGGCUGGCUUUGUUGAUGGUCUUGAUCUAGGAGACAACACCAAAGCAGCUGUUAUUCGACUUGGGCUUAUGGAGAUGAUUAAAUUCGUCGAUGUGUUCUUCCCUGGGGGAAAGCUGGGUACUUUCUUCGAGAGCUGUGGCGUCGCUGAUUUAAUCACCACGUGCUACGGCGGAAGAAACAGAAAAGUUUCUGAAGCUUUUGUUAGGACGGGAAAGACAAUCGAGGAGCUGGAGAAGGAGAUGCUGAAUGGUCAGAAGCUCCAGGGACCUUUCACAGCGGAGGAAGUCAACUAUAUGCUCAAAAUAAAGAGCAUGGAGGGCAGAUUUCCAUUAUUCACAGCGAUUCACAGAAUCUGCGUUGGAGAACUCAAGCCAAGUGAUCUCAUCGACUGCAUUCGCAGCCAUCCCGAACACAUGUAAGCUCAAUAAAUUGAAAACUGGGGUCGAUCUGGUGGAGGAAGGGGAUUUAUACCCGCAAAAAAAUCUCAAACUGCUACUGGAAAGGAAGGAAUGCUUCUUUUACUUUCUGCUUGCCUCUAAUUCUCGUCGUACUGCAUCAACAAUUUUGUUGUUUUUAAUUUUUUCAACUUAAAUCUAAGUAUUGUUUCUCCACUGGAAGUUGUUACUGUAAAUAUGUACGUAUGGUUGUAGAUUAUGUAUAUUAGCGAGACAAUUCUGGAUGGAAAUUUUUUUUGGUUGAGUUUUGGUGAGUGGACGAGGAAAAAUUGAAGAAAGCUUUCUUUUUAGAAUUGACAGGAAAUAUUUAAUAAUAGUCUAGAUUUUUUCUAGACAGAUUUUUAGUCAACUCAACUCUUUCAGAUACUCAAUUGUGGAAAGCUUUUUUCCCCAGUUGUAGAAAUUUAGAUAAAUUCUACUUCGUUGGGAAUCUAAUCGGUGAGACGAGAGUCAAGAAUUGUUAAUGAUCUGUUAUCGAUUGACGAAUGUAUUGGAGAUAAAUAUACGAGUAUGUUACGAAGAUCCAUCAAUGAAA